AAACAACAAGGCCGGAAAUAUUUUGAAGGAAUAUUGAUGCAAAAUUUGAGAAUCAAUCAAAAGGAUCCAUUCCAUAGUACAUAAGAGCUCCCUGGUGUUUAACAGGUUGUCAAAAACAAGUCCAUUAUUGAGACUCACUGCCGCAAAUGAAACUUCGUGUACUUUAUGAAAAUCUAGACGUUAAUAUAUUUAAGAAAGGCAUUUAAAAUCAGCUGCUCACUUACGAAUGGAUCAUUCAUCGUGUUUAAAGAGUUGGCCAUAUACACAUCAUAUUCUAUACAUAAGGAUUUUCAUAUGUGUCACGUUAUGCAGUAUAGUCUGCAUGGAAACGUAUGGCCCCUAUACAGUAAGCCCUUUCAACUUUCCUGAUUUGUACCUCAAUUUACACGUAGAACAAUCGCAUGGAUCACUAGUGGUAAAGAACACCACACAGUCUGUUAUCUACUUCCAUUCUCCUUGCAUUGGACGCACCAACGCAGGUUCACGUGUUACCAUUCAGAUCACGGACGCGCUUGAUCAUACAACGAUGUACAUUGAUCAUUCAAAUACCACAAUUGAUAUAGUCCAUGUGAAUUAUUUUGAGGACUUGAACUUGGCAGGAGCUGCACUGAAAAUUGUAUUGCAGAAUGGACACGUGGAGUUGAGUUCUAAUUAUAAUUUGGAUAAUGGCUUUGCAGAUUUUAUAGUAUAUAAUGAGUCACAUGAUGCCUUGACCUACUACCAUAAAAUACCAUAUGCUAGUCUAAGUCACGUGCGAACCAUGAUGCAAUUCCAAUUUCAAACAACAGGUGACGCCAAUACGGUAAUGAAAUGCCCUCCCCUUACGACUUUGAUUGAUGGACUUUGCUAUGGGUAUAUGUUUCAAUGCAAAACAUAUGAUGAAGCAUUUGAGCAUUGUGACAAUCACGAUGCAACCUUCCCUCUUCUAAAUCAACACACAUUAGAACAAUUGGCUGCGUCUGAAAGAAUUGGUAAUUGGCAGAUAAAAGAUGGCACUCACAUCUGGUCAGGUGUGCUCAGAACGAACUCAACUUUUAAAAUAGCUAACGGAAGUGCAGUAUCAGAAAGCGAUCUGAUAGAUUAUAUGAAUACAUCCCAACCGUUACCUAUUGUAAACGGAUCUUGCUACACGAUACAAGUUGGUAAUGCUUAUACACUAACACCUAGAGAUUGCGAUGGGAAAUAUUUCUACGUGUGUAGAAUUGGGCAAGGUUUCUAUGAUGACAUCUCGAGUUUGAGUUUGACGAAUUGGGGUGCCACUAUCAUGGGGAGGUGUGGGGAGCCACCUGUUCCAGCAACAGAAGAAGUAAUGACAUCAACAACAACAAUAUACGCACAAACAACAACAAAUUCAACAAUUAAAGCAGAGACAAUAGCACUGUCAACAACGGAAGCAGAGGCAACAACACAGUCAACAGCGGAAUCAGAAACAAUAGCACAAUCAACAACGGGCGCAGAGGCAACAACACAGUCAACAACUGAAACAGAAACAAUAGCACAAUCAACAAUGGAAGCAGAGGCAACAACAGCAACAACAUCAAGAUUAAAUUUAAUAACAUCAAAUCCAACGACAAAUACAGAAGAACAAUCUACAAUAACAACUGAACUGAGUCAUGAGUUUUUAACAACUAAUCGUUUAUCAGCCGAAACUAACCGUUAUGGACCAUUUUUCUUUCGACCAAAACUGCAUGCUGAUAAAUUUGUUUCCCUGGCAUAUUCCCACAAGGAAGAGCAAGGUUACCUUGAAGUCUCCAACCGCAAUGACACGGUCUUCUUCAUCGUUUAUCCUGCCCUACUGAACCCCAACUUUGCAAAUGCAAAUGUAGAAGUUGUAAAAUAUCUAAACGAUUCGACAGGAAUGAUAGGCAAUAUCACGACGUAUAUAGCAUAUGUGGCAGGCGAUGACAAUUCUGUGAUAACAAAGACAAAUGGAUUCUCAAAAUUGAGGGUAGGAAGGUCAAGCAGUGCAGAUGAUGUGUAUUUUAAAAGAUGGGUCAACCAAAAUGUCUCGCAAUAUGUACACUACAAUAUGACAGCGAAUACUAAUCUCACGUAUUAUACUGUAAAUCUAACUGCAGAUGGUGAACCGAAAACUCCGCCUUGGCAAUUAGCGAAAUUCAUUACAGAAUUCGCAGAUGAAACAAUUGCAACGUACCAAACAUGUCCGCUAGAUAUGGAAAAUAUAGCAAAUACAUGCAACUUAUUUAUGAGGGAUUAUUGUCUUAAUGUCACAGAGGCAGCAAAAGCAUGUAUGGGUUUAGGAUACCCGGGAGCUGAGAUGGCUUUUAUGGACUCUGACACGCAGUCAAAGAUCAUGAACAACAAAAAUCUCCCAUUCAAUGGCCGUUACAGUUAUUGGAAUGUUCAGCUCAAUAGAAGCUCUGUGUUCAACAACUAUUCUCAUGCGGAAGACGAAUGUUUAGUCAUUAAAGAUGGGUCCCCUGUGUUUAAAAGGUGCUCGGAGCGAACACGUUUCUACUGCAAAAUUGACAAAGGUCCUUAUAUGGACAUAUCGAAAUGGUCAGUUUUGGAUCACUUUCCAUUUUACUGGAAUAACGAUUACGAUGAAGAUUGCAAUCUCCUCUCUGGGCUGCUCGAAGCUACACCCGAAUCUACAGAAUAUAACAUCGCAGCUUCAAUGAAUGAAUUAUCUACAGAUUAUAAUACUGCAACUACAACUAGUCAACUAUCUGCAGAUUAUAACAUUGCAACUUCAAAUAACGAAUUAUCUACAGAUUAUAAUACUGCAACUACAACUAGUCAACUAUCUGCAGAUUAUAACAUUGCAACUACAACUAACGAAUUAUCUACAGAUUAUAAUUCUGCAACUUCAACUAACGAAUUAUCUACAGAUUAUAAUAUUGCAACUACAAUUAACAUCUUAUCUACAGAUAAUAACAUUGCAACUUCAACUAGCGAAUCGUCUACAGAAUACGAUAUUGCUACUACAAAUAACGAAUUAUCUACAGAAUACAAUAUCGCAACUUCAAUUAAUGAAUUAUCUACAAAUUAUAAUACUGCAACUACAACUAGUGAACUACCUACAGAUUAUAACAUUGCAACUUCAAAUAACGAAUUAUCUUCAGAAUAUAAAAGUACAACUUCAACUAACAAAUCGUCUACAGAAUAUGUUAUUGCUACUACAAAUAACGAAUUAUCUACAGAAUAUAAUAUCGCAGCUUCAAUUAAUGAAUUAUCUACAGAUUAUAAUACUGCAACUACAAGUAGUGAAUUAUCUACAGAUUAUAACAUUGCAACUACAACUAACGAAUUAUCUACAGAUUAUAAUUCUGCAACUUCAAGUAACGAAUUAUCUACAGAUUAUAUUAUUGCAACUACAACUAACGAAUUGUCUACAGAUUAUAAUAUAUCAACUUCAACUAACGAAUUAUCUACAGAUUAUGAUACUGUACACCAAACUAAGGAAGAAGUUAGAAACCAUUUUAAUACGGUGAUUACAGAAAAACCGCGCACCGAUGCUUUAAAUUCUUCUUCCCCAACUGCAAAAGUGACAUACAGACGGGCAAAGAAAGUAGUGUUCCCUGUGGAAGAAGCAUUCGCUGCCCCAGUAAUUGGAACAUUGCCCCUGCUCGUGGUGGUUGUACUUGUAUCUGGUAUAGUAAUGUUAGACUUCAGUCGCAUUUUAAAAGACAUGCGUAGAGCAUCCAGGAAUGUAAAGCGAGUAUUAAAGAAACUGUGA
This is a messenger RNA of Owenia fusiformis, 3700 nucleotides long. The record is from the annotation of a GenBank genome assembly. NCBI's taxonomy places the organism in Eukaryota, Metazoa, Annelida, Polychaeta, Sabellida, Oweniidae.